Messenger RNA from Myotis myotis, 2803 nucleotides. It is a transcript of the gene PPP2R5B, whose product is annotated as protein phosphatase 2 regulatory subunit B'beta. Lineage: Eukaryota; Metazoa; Chordata; Mammalia; Chiroptera; Vespertilionidae. The transcript is spliced from 14 exons. Gene Ontology annotation, biological process: signal transduction; protein dephosphorylation. Bases 634 to 2169 code for a protein of 511 amino acids. The record is from RefSeq and is a predicted model, not a curated record. Gene Ontology annotation, cellular component: cytosol; protein phosphatase type 2A complex; nucleus. Gene Ontology annotation, molecular function: protein phosphatase activator activity.
CCUGACGCAGCCCGCCCCGCCCCUGCCCGCGGGGAGGUGCGGGCCUGGAGGGGGAGGUGACUUGAUGUCAUCCUGAGCCGCUGGGCGGCGGGCGCCGGGGCGCAUAAAGCCGGGGCUCCCGCUGCGCCUGUGGGUGCCCGACUGGAGAGGAGCUCCCCGCGCUGCCCAGCCCAGCCCCGAGCCCGCCGAGCGCCCGCGCCCCGACCCGCCGCCGCUGCGCGGGGGGAUGCCCCGGCCCCCCCGGAGCCCGACAGGGAACCCAGGAGCGCCGCCGCCCCGCACCCGGAGCGGAACCGCCGGGGAGGAGCUCUGAACGGCCGCCCCCUCCCCACCUGCAGCCCCUGAGGUCUGGGGCCCAAAGUCUGCGGUUCUUAGAAACCCAAGGUGGGAACCCCAACUGGACUCUCCGUGACCCCCAGGAAGAGCCUGAGGCCUGAACCAUCCUCCUCUCUACCCUGCCUGCCCCCCAGGACUGGGCAGUUGCCGAAGGCCCUGGGGGGGGGCCCAGGACUCUGUUUGUGCCCCCCCCCCCCCCAGGAUGGGCCCAAGUUAGUCAGCCAAGCUUCACCCAGCAUCUUCUAGGGCCAGCGGGAGCCCCAGGGUCCUUGAAGGCUUCACCGCUGCCUGGCUGUCAUGGAGACGAAGCUGCCCCCUGCGAGUACCCCCACCAGCCCCUCGUCCCCGGGGCUGUCACCUGUGCCCCCACCCGACAAGGUGGAUGGCUUCUCCCGCAGGUCCCUCCGCAGGGCCCGGCCCCGGCGGUCCCACAGUUCCUCCCAGUUCCGCUAUCAGAGCAACCAGCAGGAGCUCACUCCACUGCCCCUGCUCAAAGAUGUGCCGGCCUCAGAGCUGCACGAGCUGCUGAGCAGGAAGUUGGCCCAGUGUGGGGUGAUGUUUGACUUCUUGGACUGUGUGGCCGACCUGAAGGGGAAGGAGGUGAAGCGUGCAGCGCUCAAUGAGCUGGUGGAGUGUGUGGGGAGCACGCGGGGAGUCCUCAUUGAGCCUGUGUACCCAGACAUCAUCCGCAUGAUCUCAGUGAAUAUCUUCCGGACCCUGCCGCCCAGUGAGAACCCUGAAUUUGACCCUGAAGAGGAUGAGCCCAACCUUGAGCCUUCAUGGCCACAUCUGCAGCUGGUUUAUGAGUUUUUCCUGCGUUUCUUGGAGAGCCCAGACUUCCAGCCCUCCGUGGCCAAGAGAUAUGUGGAUCAAAAGUUUGUCCUGAUGCUCCUAGAACUAUUUGAUAGCGAGGACCCCCGGGAGCGCGAGUACCUCAAGACCAUCCUGCACCGGGUCUACGGCAAGUUCCUGGGGCUCCGGGCCUACAUCCGCAAACAGUGCAGCCAUAUCUUCCUCCGGUUCAUCUAUGAACUCGAGCGCUUCAAUGGCGUGGCUGAGCUGCUGGAGAUCUUAGGAAGCAUCAUCAAUGGCUUUGCGCUGCCCCUGAAGACUGAGCACAAGCAGUUCCUGGUUCGGGUCCUGAUUCCCCUGCAUUCCGUGAAGUCGCUGUCGGUCUUUCACGCCCAGCUGGCAUACUGCGUGGUGCAGUUCCUGGAAAAGGAUGCCACCUUGACAGAGCAUGUGAUCCGGGGACUGCUCAAAUACUGGCCAAAAACCUGCACCCAGAAGGAGGUGAUGUUUCUGGGGGAGAUGGAAGAGAUUCUUGAUGUCAUCGAGCCCUCCCAGUUUGUGAAGAUCCAGGAACCCCUCUUCAAGCAGGUGGCUCGCUGUGUGUCCAGCCCCCAUUUCCAGGGAAGCCUCUGCCAGGCACCCUCUGCCACCUCCCUGCCCCAGGUUGCAGAGCGGGCUCUGUAUUUCUGGAACAACGAGUAUAUCCUGAGCCUCAUUGAGGACAACUGCCACACGGUGCUGCCUGCUGUGUUUGGGACCCUCUACCAGGUCUCCAAAGAGCACUGGAAUCAAACCAUCGUAUCUCUGAUCUACAAUGUGCUCAAGACCUUCAUGGAGAUGAAUGGGAAGCUGUUUGAUGAGCUCACAGCCUCCUACAAGCUGGAAAAACAGCAGGAGCAGCAGAAGGCCCAGGAGCGGCAGGAGCUGUGGCAAGGCCUGGAGGAGCUACGGCUACGCCGGUUACAGGGGACCCAGGGGACAAAAGAGGCCCCCCUCCAGCGCCUUACACCCCAGGUGGCCGCCAGUGGGGGUCAGAGCUAGAGAUCCCGUAGAAAGGGAGGAACUAAACCCAGAGCUAUCAGUCCCUCUAUGCCCUCUCCUGCCCAGGGGCCCAGAGAGACACACACCUCCCCCUGGCCUUGCGGAGUGGGUUGGAGGGCUCCCUGCCUGGCCCAGCGUGGACCCUUUACUGUGGGGAGGAGAGAGGAGAUGGUGGUCCUGGCAACAGAACUCUCAGGCCCUUGUGGCAGGACUUGACCAGGGCAAGCUUGACCAGGAAGCUGCCAUCAGGGAUCUCCCUGCCCCAAAAAGCUGGGCUCCAGACUGCAGGCAGGUUCCCACACCCUGCUCCCAGCCUAGGGCAAGAGGACUCAGCUCCUCGUGUACCCCACCUCGUGCCAGCGCGAGGUCUUCCUGCACCCCACCAUGGAUCCAUGGUCUAUUUAUUCUCCCCUGCUCACCCCCAACAGAUGCUGACCUGGGCCUGGGCAUCCUCCUCCCCUCCCCUACCUCCCUCUGUACUUUCUUGUCCCCUUUUUAUUUAUUGGGCAGGGGGAGGGGUGAGGGCACAGGCAGAAGAGAUUCCCCAUGUCCUGGGGCAAGGUGGGGUCACAGUUACCAUGGUCUGUCCCCCUUCCCCUGGCUGGGGGUAGACUUAAUAAAGACAGAAACUCAA